UGUAAACUUCAACAAAAUGCGGAAAGUCUACGCGUGAAGUAACUUCAUAACGACGGCAAAGAUUGAUUUUGUGUUCAGAUAACAAGAGCUACCCUUAACUGAAACGUAUGAGGACUGUACCGUUAAGUAGGCUACUAAGUAGACCAGUUGCUAGUCAGCGUUUUGGUGUUACGAUACUAAAAUGGGAAUAGCCUUCACCGUAUUGGGCAUUUUUACCUUGUUUUACUUGCAGGUUUUAGAUGCUAAACCACCACAUAUAGUCUUCAUUUUAGCCGAUGAUUUAGGGUGGAAUGAUGUAGGUUUUCAUGGAUCCGAAAUCAAAACUCCGAACUUGGAUAGACUGUCAAAAAGUGGAGUCCAAUUGGAGAACUAUUACGUUCAACCGAUAUGCACACCUUCCAGGAACCAGCUGAUGACCGGGAAAUACCAGAUCCACACUGGUAUGCAGCACCAGAUCAUAUGGCCUUGCCAACCCUACUGUGUGCCAUUGGAGGAAAAACUUCUACCUGAGGUUCUGAAGGAAGCAGGCUAUGCUACACAUAUGGUGGGGAAGUGGCACCUUGGCAUGUACCGCAGAGAAUGCACGCCCACUCAUCGUGGGUUUGAUUCCUAUUUUGGUUACCUAACAGGCGGAGAAAACUACUUUACUCAUCAACGCUGCUACCCUAUUUCGAAGUUGAAUUUGACACGCUGUGCCCUGGACCUGCGUGAAGGCGAGGAGGUUGCUGCAGAGUACAAUGGGACUUAUUCUACUGAGCUUUUCACACAUAAAGCCUCUGAUCUUAUUGGCAGACAUGAUCAAAACAAGCCCCUCUUCCUAUAUUUAGCCCUCCAAGCAGUGCAUAGCCCUCUGCAGGUCCCUGAGCGGUACACGGCCCCUUACAGUUUCAUCAAGGACCCACAACGCAGGAUGUAUGCAGGGAUGGUGUCAGCGAUGGAUGAAGCUGUAGGAAAUGUGACCAUGGCACUGAUGGCUCAUAACCUGUGGAAUAACACUGUACUCAUCUUCUCCUCAGAUAAUGGAGGACAGACUUUGGCGGGAGGCAGCAACUGGCCUCUGCGUGGAAGAAAAUGGUCUUUGUGGGAAGGGGGAGUGCGGGCUGUUGGCUUUGUUAGUAGUCCUUUGCUGGAGAAACCUGGCACCGUUAGCCGUGAGCUCAUCCAUAUCUCUGAUUGGUUGCCUACACUGGUGAACUUGGCUGGUGGAUCGACGUAUGGGAUAAAAAGCCUAGAUGGGUUUGAUGUUUGGAAAACAAUCAGCAAAGAGAUGGCUUCUCCCAGACUUGAGAUACUUCAUAACAUGGAUCCACUCUAUGUAGACAUUGCACCAUGUUCAAGUGAUCCUGGGCUGACCUUACCUCCAGAAGUUGCUCCUAGGCCUGUGCCUAUCAUCUCCAGAAUCAACCAGUCUGAUGGUUUUGAUGUUCGCAUCCAUGCUGCCAUCCGCUAUAAAGAGUGGAAGCUACUGACCGGUUACCCAGGCUGUCCCCUUUGGUUUCCUAAACCAGGAUCAGUGUCUAGUUCCCAUGCCUCUCCUCGGUCCCCCUCCACCAAAGCAGGAGUGUGGUUAUAUAAUGUGGAGCAAGACCCUGAGGAGCGGGAUGAGGUGUCCAUACUCAACCCUAAGGUGGUAGACUUCCUCCUCCGUCGACUUCAGCAUCAUCAGAGGAGUGCCAAACCUAUUGUUUUUCCAGAGGAUGAUCCUAAAUGUGACCCUGGACCUGAAGGCGCCUGGGGACCCUGGGCAUAAGUGUGUCGCAACAAGGGCAAUGUAAAUUACCAAUGUCAUGACCUGUAGGCUAUGUUAAUAUUGGAGGUGUCUGGGAGAGAGAGAUUUUUAGCUGUUUGCCAUUUUUAUGUUGCAUUGAACUUGAUUUCUCAAAUGUGUCAAAUCUUUGCUAAUCUCUGUGCUGAAUAAAAGUUAUAAAAGUC
Messenger RNA from Sardina pilchardus (European sardine), 1932 nucleotides. RefSeq names its product arylsulfatase B (gene arsb). The record is from RefSeq and is a predicted model, not a curated record. The transcript is spliced from 8 exons. Bases 182 to 1750 code for a protein of 522 amino acids. NCBI's taxonomy places the organism in Eukaryota, Metazoa, Chordata, Actinopteri, Clupeiformes, Clupeidae.